GCGAGUUUGUGCACGCGAGUGUGCCAAAAGUAUAUAGUAGUGCCUUUCUCUCUCGAGCGCGCGCGCGAGAUUCUUAUUUUUGCGCUUUAUACACACGAGCGCAAGAGAUCGAAAGAGUCGAGAACGCGUUCAUCGUAGAGUAGCCGGCGAUUGGCGAUCGGUUCGAAGAGCGAGACACAUACUCGAGUGACAAAUUGUGCGUCGAAGCGUUUCACACGCGCAAGGUGCCAAUCUUUUAUGCAAAAGCACGACCCGCAAAGCUUUCGGUCGAUCGAAGCAGUGUGACCCUGUGACCGUGUGGAAAAAUCGUCGUCUCUCUAUCGUAUAAAAGUGCGCUCGGUGUGCGGGCGAUGCGAAAGUUCGGUGUAUAGAGCGGGCAAGUUCGCAGAGUGUGCAGUGCGCGGCGUGCAAGGCCAACAUCUGUAUCGCAGUAUAGGAGACGAUGGCACUGGAAUCGUCGACGAUGGCCGCCGACUCGACGGUCCGCAGCCAGGACUCGAGCAACAGCAGCGACUCCAAGGAGACGAAGAUGUCGAAAGUUUCCACGACGAGCAGCAGCAGCAGCGAAGCCUCCAAGGUCGCCGAGAGCUGCGUCGAGUCCAAGCACUCGAAAGACGCCCUCAUCGUCGAGAACGAUCAGCAGCAGCAGCAGCAACCAACUAGAAGCAGCAGCCAAAAGGCUCAUCGAUCAUCCGCGGAAGCUCGACAGCUGCAGCCGCAACUGCAGCAGCAGCUACAGCAACCGCCGCCGCCGUCGUCGACGACAGGACAGCAGCAGCAGCCACAAAUCGACACGAAACAACAGCAGCAACAGCAGCAACAGAGCAGCAGUAAAAAUAGCGGCGCGCCAAAAAAUGACUCGAACUUGCUCAUGCUCACCUCGUGCGGACAACUCUUGCUCGGCGUCAUACUGGUGGUGUUCGGCGUGCUCGUGCUGGUGCACGGCGCCUCGCUCGGCCAAACGGGCGCCGGCCUGUGGGCCGGUUUCGGGGCCCUGUGCGCGGGCGGCCUCGGCGUCGUCGCCGCCCUGUCGACCAGCUCGCUGACGGGCAAGUCGAGCUCGGGCUUCGCCUCGGCGCAUCUGGCCUCGAGCCUCGUGGCGCUGGCCCUGUCCAACUUGGCCGCCAUCACCGCACUGACGGCCGUCGUACGAGACUCCCAGAGAAACGUGCCCGACGUAGCUCUACUGCAGCUUCCGGACGACGAGGGCGUCGAGGUCGAGGCCGGCUGGUCGGGCCUGCUGGCGAGCUGCGGCCUGCUCGUGGCCUCCUGCGCCGAGCUCUUCCUGUCGGGCUACACGAGCCUGACCCUGGCCCCCAAGCUCUGCAGCUGCCUCAGACCCGCCUCCGACGACUGCCAAGACGAUCUGGAGGCCUGCGUGGUGGCCGUGGACGGCCAAGGCAAGAACCUGAAGACCCGCAACAUGGUGCACCAGUGGGUGAUCGCCCAGUCGCCGAGCAAGAAUCAGCCGUUCUACGUGGUGCAGCCCGUGCCGAUGCCCAUGCAUCCGAUGAUCCAGGCUCCGUACGGAAUAGCAGCCGGCAAGUACCACGGGGGCUUCGUGGCGGCGGGCGCCUACGGUCAUCUACCUGCUAUGCUGCCGGCCUAUCAUCAUCCGCCGGGCCCGCCGAGCUCGGUCGCCGGUCAGCAUCGGCCACCCUCGCAAAUCGCCCGCAGCAAGUAUCAAGCCGCGAUGGUGGCCGGACAGAAGAAGCGUCGCCACUCGUCGGACCAGUCGGACGGCGAGCUGAGCAGCGGCGGCAGGCAUCAUCAUCAUCAUCCACACGCUCAUCCGUCUCAUUAUCGCCGAGGCACGCCGAGCAGCGCCAGCUCGCCCGACACCCCCAAGAAUCAUCAUCAUCAGCGAUCGAGCUCCAAGUCCACGAGUCCCAGUAAAGAGUCACCGCCGCCGCAGCUCGACAUGACCGACACCUACACGGGCCUGGACAAGCGCAUAAGCGAGGAGUUCAUCUCGAUCGCCAUGGACCCGGAGCGCAAGAGCAACCGAGCCUCGAGUCAUCACGGCAGCGACAUCGAGGCGGCUAGAAAAGCAGCGACUACCGCGGCUACCUCGUGAACGCGCCGAUGAACCGCACGAAGACGAAGAAGAAUAAGAAGAAGAAGACCGCGAGGAAUUUUUGCUAAGAGCGACGACGACCCCACGAUGCAAAUGCCUCAGAGACGUGUGAAGCGAGAUCGAUCGGUAUAAAGCGAGUGCAUGCACUUGCCGAUCUCUCUCUCUCUCUCUCUCUCUUUCUCUUAUAGCUACGCUGCAACGCCACGAAUAUUUAUGUAUAAAAAUACCGAACAGAGAACAAUUACUUUUUACACACAUAUCUGGGUCGCUCGUUCGUGUUCACGCGCGCAUAGCCAGUGAUUAUGAUGAAUUUUCAAACCUGCAGUGGCAACUGCAUACGUCAAUACCGAACGUGCGCCACAAUUGCUUCCAUGCAACUGCAGCCGCACGCUUCGCUGGGGACUAUGCCGAUGCGCGAUUUAUUAUUAUUAUAUACCUACUUUUGUAUAUAACAGCAGCGAUAGCAGCAACAAAAAAACUCGCGU
Molecule: messenger RNA, 2562 nt
Organism: Trichogramma pretiosum
Lineage: Eukaryota; Metazoa; Arthropoda; Insecta; Hymenoptera; Trichogrammatidae
Exons: 6
Coding region: 443-2077 (544 amino acids)
Source: RefSeq, a predicted model, not a curated record